AUGCUCCCUUCCCAGUCCUAUGGCAACAUCUCCUUCUUUCAGCCACCUGCCUUCCUGAUGAUUGGCAUCCCAGGGCUGGAGGCCAUUCACAGCUGGAUCUCCAUCUCCUUCUCCACCAUGUACACUGCGGCCCUCACUGGAAACUGCCUGAUCCUCUUGGCUGUGAAGAGGACUCCCAGCCUGCACCAGCCCAUGUACUACUUCCUGUCCAUGCUGGCCCUCACCGAUGUGGGCCUCACCUUUUCCACACUGCCCACCACCCUGGCUCUGCUCUGGUUUGACCAUCGGCUCAUCGGCUUCAAUGCCUGCCUGGUCCAGAUGUUCUUCCUCCACUCUUUCUCUGUGGUGGAGUCCUCGGUGCUGCUGGCCAUGUCAUUUGACCGCUUUGUGGCCAUCUCCAAUCCCCUGCGGUAUGCAGCUGUCCUCACAAAUAAUGUCAUCAUCAGGAUUGGGCUGGCCAUUGUGAUUCGAGCCUCUGUGUCCCUCUUCCUUGUGCCCUUCUUACUGAAGCGACGGAAUUUUUGCCCUGGCAAGAUCCUCCUGUCCCACUCAUUCUGUUUCCAUGCAGAUGUCAUGAAACGGGCCUGUGCUGACAUUACUGUCAAUAUCCUUUAUGGGCUGUACGUAGUUCUGUCCACGUUGGUUGCAGACUCCCUGCUUGUUGUCCUGUCUUAUACCCUUAUUCUUCAUACAGUGAUGCAUCUGGUCUCUCUCAAGAAGUGUGCCUGGGCCCUUAACACUUGUGUUUCUCAUAUCUUAGCUGUUCUGAUUGUCUACAUCCCAGUCAUUGGAGUGUCCAUGAUCCACCAUUUUGGGAGGCAUCUGCCCGCCAUUGUUCAUACUCUUGUUGCCUAUUUGUACCUGGUAGUGCCCCCUGUGCUCAACCCCAUCAUCUACAGUGUGAAAUCCAAGCCCAUCAGGGAGGCCAUGCUUGGGGUGCUGAUGAGGCAAGGCUGA
This is a messenger RNA of Diceros bicornis minor, 957 nucleotides long. RefSeq names its product olfactory receptor 51I2-like. Gene Ontology annotation, cellular component: membrane. The record is from RefSeq and is a predicted model, not a curated record. Lineage: Eukaryota; Metazoa; Chordata; Mammalia; Perissodactyla; Rhinocerotidae. Gene Ontology annotation, molecular function: G protein-coupled receptor activity; olfactory receptor activity. The transcript has a single exon. Gene Ontology annotation, biological process: G protein-coupled receptor signaling pathway. Bases 1 to 957 code for a protein of 318 amino acids.